This is a messenger RNA of Hansenula ciferrii, 1509 nucleotides long. RefSeq names its product putative cytochrome P450 (gene DIT2). NCBI's taxonomy places the organism in Eukaryota, Fungi, Ascomycota, Saccharomycetes, Phaffomycetales, Wickerhamomycetaceae. Gene Ontology annotation, molecular function: oxidoreductase activity, acting on paired donors, with incorporation or reduction of molecular oxygen; monooxygenase activity; heme binding. The record is from RefSeq and is a predicted model, not a curated record. The coding region runs from base 1 to 1509 and encodes 502 amino acids. The transcript has a single exon.
AUGUCAUUUUUUCAAGAUAUUAAUACUGAUUCAUUGGGUCAUAUUGCUGGAUUAGCUGCUUUGGUUGGUUUAACUUAUUUAAUAAUCACCAUUGUGUUUCCCCCAAUUAAUUUCCCUAAAAAUAUUCCAACUAUUCCAUUUUAUGUUUCAUUUUUAGGUGCUUAUACCUCUAUGGAUCAAUUACAAAUUUAUGAAUACUAUUUAAAAGAUAAAUUAGAUAAAUAUGGUGCUGUUAAGAUUUAUUUUGCCUCAAGAUGGAAUAUAUUAGUUACAAAACCUGAAUAUUUACAAAUCAUUCUCAAAAAUGAAGCCUUAUAUGCUAAAAGUGGGAAUCAUAAAAAAAUUCCUUAUGCUGUUUUAUCUCGUUAUACUGGUGAUAAUGUUAUUAGUGCACAUGGUGAAGUUUGGAAACUUUAUAGAAGUGUUAUAACAAAUAGUAUUCAGUUCCCGGAUAAAUCAUCAACUAACCAAAAUGCCAUGAAAUUAGUUGAAUUAAUUAAUAAUUCAAUUGGUUCAGAUUUAAAUUCCAAAUCAUUACCAGUUGGUGAUUUUUUACAAAAAUUUUCAUUACAAAAUAUUUGUCAAUCAAUGCUUGGAAUUGAUUUCAAAUUAUUAGAUGAUCCAAAUCAAGAAUUACAUCAACGUUUAAAAUAUGUUAAAUCACAAAUUUUCAAAAGUUUUUAUAUGAAUUUCCCAAUUUUUGAUCAAUUACCAAUUCCAUCAAGAAUUAAAGCAAAAGAAGAAGUUGAUAAAUUUAGAGAAUAUUUUACACAAAGAGUUAAAGAUGAACAAUUGAAAAAUUUUGCAAAUAAAUCAAGUGCAGGUUAUAAAUUAUAUGAAGCUUUACAAGCUGGUUUAAUCACUGAAAAGCAAUUUACUGAUAAUGCAGUCAUUAUCUUGGUUGCAGGUCAUGAAAAUCCACAAUUAUUAUUUACUUCAUUAUUAUAUGUCUUAGCUAAACAUCCAAAAUGGCAAACUAAAUUACGUGAGGAAUUAAUUAAUAUUGAUGAUGACAUUGAUUUAGAAAAUUUUAUAAAUUUAAAUGCAUUUAUUUUUGAAACUUUAAGAAUGUUCCCACCUUUAGGACAAAUUAUUAAUAGAGAAACAACAAAAGAUGCACUAUUAGGUGGUAAAAUUCAUAUUCCAAAAGGUACAUAUAUCGGUUAUAAUAAUUUUGUUACAGGUAGAGAUUCAACACAUUGGGAAGAUUCAAAUGAAUUUAAACCUGAAAGAUGGAUACCAAAUGAUAACAACAUUUCUGAAAUGUUAAAAUUUUACAAAACAUCCAAGAUUAAUUGUACAAUGGCUGCAUUUCAUGGUGGUAAAAGAGCAUGUCUUGGUGAAAAAUUUGCACUUUUCGAAACAAGAUUAUUUCUAAAACAUAUUGUAUCAAAUUUUAAAAUUUCUUUAGAUCCAACUUGGAUUGAUCAAUUAACACCUGCUGGUCCAAUUUGUCCAAUAAUGUUACGUAUCAAUUUUGAGAAAUUAGAGUCAAAAAAGACACAAUGA